Molecule: messenger RNA, 6751 nt
Organism: Ictalurus furcatus (blue catfish)
Lineage: Eukaryota; Metazoa; Chordata; Actinopteri; Siluriformes; Ictaluridae
Gene: cpeb4a
Product: cytoplasmic polyadenylation element binding protein 4a
Exons: 12
Coding region: 409-2679 (756 amino acids)
Biological process (GO): negative regulation of cytoplasmic translation
Cellular component (GO): neuron projection; nucleus; synapse
Molecular function (GO): ribosome binding; mRNA regulatory element binding translation repressor activity; translation factor activity, RNA binding
Source: RefSeq, a predicted model, not a curated record
UGAAAGUGAUGCGUUGUGUCGUCAAGCAACCAGAGCACGAACACUGACUGCUGGUUCACAGGCUGUGCACUCACACCGACAUAACAGCGAGAUUUCAGCGCCGGAUAUUAGCAAACGUGGCCAGACAUUCACCGCUUGCCCUUCAGAGAGGUCUCCAAUGGCUGAAAACCCGUCUGUGUUGCUGUGACAGUGAGCAGAAGGGAAGCUACCCCUAUAUAUCUCUCUCUCUCUCACACACACACACACACGGGAAACGUCAUCAGCAUUUUCCUGUAGUUAAAUGGUCGAGACCGAGGAGGUCACUGGAGAAAAAACGAGGAUUAAAAAAAAAAAAAACCAAACGAUAUUCAGAGAAAUCAAGGAAUUUUUAAAAUAAGGAGUCAACAUAUACUGGAUUAGGCUUCCUAAAUGGGGGAUUACAGUUUUGGAGUCCUGGUUAAAAACAACACGUCUAACAAAGCCGUCUUCCCGGUCAGAAUACACCCGCACCUGCAACAUCCGGUCCACCAGCCUUCAAGUCCACCUGCUUUCAUAAACAGUAAUACUCCAAGCAGUGGUGGAAAUGCUGGCUCUGCUUGGCUUUUCCCUGCUAUAACAGCUCAUGCUAAUACACAAGAUGAGAUACUGGAGUCUGACAAAGCCAAGGCCCAACAGCAGCAACAAGAAGACCAAGAACUACAGGAAAAGCGACCUCGUACACCUCAGGGCCACCAAGAAACGGUGAGCAUCAUGUCUGAACUGGAAAGCGGCAUGCCAGAGGAAGGUCAGCUGGACAAGGGGGCUGUAGAAAAUGGCAAUGGAAAAGAAGGUCUGCGAAUCGAAUCUCCUGUGUUAUCGGGUUUUGACUACCAAGAACCAGCUGGCAUUGGGACAUUGGCACAGUCCAGCAGCUCCUCUUUGCCCGGCUUCAGCAGCUGGUCCACAGCUAUUCCCACCAACCCUUCUGCCAUGAUGGAAGAGGUGGGUUUCUUUAGCCAAACCGCCACUACUGCUAACACUGCCCCUCCAUUGCUGUUCCAAAACUUCUCUCAUCACGCAAGUCCUGGGUUUGGAGGGAGUUUUUCCCAUCAGAUUGGCCCACUGUCCCAACACCACCAUCCUCCUCCACACUUCCCGCACCCCCACAAUCAGCACCAGCAGAAUCGCAGGUCCCCCGCCAGUCCACACCCUCCUCCCUUUAACCACCGCAAUGCUGCGUUCAGCCAGCUGUCUCAUUUGGGGAAUAACCUAAAUAAACCGCCUUCGCCAUGGGGAAAUUAUCAGAGCCAAUCCUCCACCCUUUCCUCCAGUUCCUGGAGUCCAGGUGGAGGUUAUGGAGGAUGGGGAGGCUCUCAGGGGCGAGAAUACAGACGAGGACUGAAUGGAGGCAUGACUGCAAUUAACUCCAUUUCACCACUGAAGAAAUCCUUCCCAAACAGCCAGUCUUCGUCACAGAAGUAUGCUCGCAAUAGCUCAAGCUUCAACCCCAAACCAUGGAUGGAGGAUAGCAUAAACCGCAAUGACAGCUUCUUUCCUUUUCAGCAGGAGCGCAGUCGGUCCUUUGAUGGCUUCAGCAUGCACUCUCUGGAGAACUCACUGAUUGACAUUAUGAGAGCUGAGCAGGAUUCUUUGAAAGAGGCCGCUCUCGUACUGCAUGAUGACGGCGGACCCUCCUCAGCCGCUCCUGCAACGGACGCAACCAGGAAAACUAUUGGUCGCUUUGGCUUUUCCCAUCCACCUGAGGAAGGCUCUCUCUCUGGGAAUGCAAGGAAUUAUGGAAGACGACGAGGUCCGUCAUCCCUGUUCCCCAUGGAGGAUGAGCGCAGUUUUGGGGAUGAUGAGAGGUCUGAGCAGAGUCUUGGUGGUCUGGGUUCCCCACACUGCUUUCCUCAUCAGAAUGGUGAGCGUAUUGAGCGCUACUCUCGCAAAGUGUUCGUCGGUGGACUACCUCCUGAUAUAGAUGAAGAUGAAAUAACGGCUAGUUUCCGUCGGUUUGGACACUUGUUUGUGGAUUGGCCUCACAAAGCAGAGAGUAAGUCCUACUUUCCACCAAAAGGUUAUGCAUUCCUACUGUUUCAAGAGGAGAGCUCAGUGCAGGCGCUGAUAGAUGCCUGCAUGGAGGAGGAUGGGAAGCUCUACUUGUGUGUGUCAAGCCCCACCAUCAAAGACAAGCCUGUACAAAUCCGUCCAUGGAAUCUGAACGACAGUGAUUUUGUAAUGGAUGGGUCUCAGCCUCUGGACCCCAGGAAAACCAUCUUCGUUGGAGGAGUGCCUCGACCUCUUCGAGCAGUGGAGUUGGCGAUGAUUAUGGACAGGCUGUACGGAGGGGUGUGUUAUGCUGGCAUUGACACUGACCCUGAGCUGAAAUAUCCUAAGGGAGCCGGACGUGUGGCCUUCUCCAACCAGCAGAGCUACAUUGCUGCUAUCAGCGCUCGAUUUGUGCAGCUGCAGCAUGGCGAAAUUGAUAAACGGGUCGAAGUGAAGCCAUAUGUCCUGGAUGACCAGCUGUGUGAUGAGUGCCAGGGCACACGUUGUGGGGGCAAGUUUGCACCCUUCUUCUGUGCCAAUGUCACCUGUCUGCAGUACUACUGUGAAUACUGCUGGGCAGCCAUACAUUCACGUGCAGGGCGAGAGUUCCACAAGCCCCUGGUGAAGGAGGGAGGAGACCGGCCUCGCCAUAUCUCCUUCCGCUGGAACUGACCCGGCACACAGGAUGACUGACCUAGCAUACAUGCACUUUUAUUUUUUUGGUUACAUUCUUUUUAUUUAGAUUUAUUUUUAAAGUCUGAAAUUUAAUUUAUUCUAAGUUUUUAAUUUUUGGAAAUAAUGACGAUAAAAGAAGUGUAAUCUCAGUUGUUUAAUUUUUUUAUUUUUUUUUGCCGGACCGCCAAAUAGGUCGGCCAAGAAUAGUAAAUAUCCCUAACUGAUUGAAUGACUGACUAAUCGAUUCCUUAUUGUUGAAUCACGCAUGCAAAAGAUCUUAAAGGGUUCUCACGCGGUGUAGAUGCAGAUUUUUGGUUUGGACUGGUAUUAUGAACAAUUAUUUAUUUAUUUGCCGAUGCUGCAAUAUUCACUUGGGAAAAAAAAUAAUUUAAAAGCACUGCAUGCAGCAAUAAAUAGCUGCUAUACAUCGGUACUCUGCUAAUCACAGGCAGAUACAUACACUUAAACCGGUGAAUAACAUCCAAGAAUGAUUGUUGUCUUUGGUGUGUGUUGACUAACAGCUAACAGGGCUAAGUUUACAACUAAGACAUGAACAUAUCCUAUAUCUCAGUCAAACUAGGUAUUAUGAAAUCGAUUCAAGCUUAGAUUUCCCAAGAUCAAAUUUGAUCCUUUCACCACUGUAUAGCCAUGGUGAUAGACUUAGCAUAAUGUUUUUGGUAACACUGAUCAACAUACUGUAGCUAAUAACAGCUGUUCAGUUAGAAAAACACUAGAAACCUGGAAUAGGCCAAGCAACAUGAUAUAUAGGAGCUAUAUUCCUAUAUUUCCAUGAUCUACAUUUGACGUCACAUACAUUUUAGAUAAGAUAUUUACCUGAAGCGUGAAAUGAUUUCUUGGUCUCAUUGACAUUCAACAUGGAGGAAGCGAGAGGUCACCUUGAACCUGCAUACACAAGUUGACCAGGACGUCAUUUAUCACCCUGUUGGCUGCGUUUGCGGUCCGGCUAACCAAGAUUAAUGAAGUUUUAAUUUAAUGAACGUCUUAAUUUGGUGUGCAUGAAAACUUGAAUGCUUUAGACUUCUCAAUAUAGGUGUUUAGAGUGACUUGACUCUAAAUUGCUGUUUUACUUUUAUCAUUCUACUGUUGAGACCUUGCCUUUUUGUUGUGAUGGGUCGCAUUUAGGACAUGGACAGAACUACACUUUAAAAAAUAAAAAAAUAAAAAGUAGUUGACUCGGUAGAGAAAACAGGCAGGAUCAUUAAAGGUGCACAUUUCACUGUAAUUUAAAAAUAAUUAAUGAAUGAACAUGGUGUUGACUAGUUUUGAGACCGCAAGCUCAAAUAGUUGCACAAAUAAACACAUGUAGAAACUAUUCUAGCAAGAAACACUCGGACCUUACUAGCAAGAGACCAAACCUACUGUAAAACUAACAAGAUGCAGGUUUUUAAAAGGCUGUUUGAGCAUCACUGGCAUGUUUAGGUGGAAUUGCGUUGGCCACUGAGGCAGAUAUACUGCUAAUAGUCUAGAUAAAUAUGCAUAUUAAUUUCACUCACUGCAGGCACUUGCAAUCACUUUAACAUGAUCAUCUUGGAUUAUACUCACAUGACGUGCUCAGUAUAUGUCUAAAGAUCUCAAGGAGUAAGCACACGCUUGUGUUGCCUGUUCCACAGGUCAGACUGACCAAAGAUAAGCCUUAGAGAUAACAAAUGUCUUGACCUCCCUGAAAUUACUGUUGUGCAACGCAAGUAGGGCAGACUAGUGUUCGUCAUUUGAUUGAAAAAAAAACACAUCUAAUAAGAUUACUUAAGAAUAAUUAUGCUUGUGAUGGUAACAGCAGUAACAUUGCUCACUUGUCAGGGAAUUUGUGCAAAUAUUGUAGUGCUAAUGAGAAUUACCAUGUGGUGUAUUGAUAGUGCUUUAUUGCAUGUUUUUUCCCCAAGAGUUUUUUGCCGUUCUAAUUGAGCAGUGUAGUAGCUGAACGCAUUUUGAAGAAUUUUCUGUCACAGAGAAACGGAUAUUGUUUUAUACAUGGUAUGCUAAUUUUUGUACUGUGUUUUCUAGAUGGUUAUUUUCUCAUUAACAUAAACAUAUGCACUACUUUUUCUAUAUAUUGUUGUUUUUUUUUCCCCCCCCCCAAGUCAUUUAGGCACUUUUUUUUCCACAAACAAAAUGUCUUUUUGCAAUACCUCAUUUUUUGUUUUUCAAUUGUUGGGUAUAGAUUUUGUACCUUUGUUAUGAAGACACAUGGAAAAAAGGCAAGAAUUAAGAAAGUAAAAAAAAAAAAAAGGUCAUUAAUAAUUUUAAGUUAAGCUUUUUUUAUAUAUAUAUAAAUAUAAUCGCAGGAAUAAAUAUUGACAUAUAAAAAGGAGGAAAUCUUGAAAUUUCAAAACACUUUUAGAAAUAUAUAACACACCAACCUGCUAUUGAUAAUGAAACUGAUAUUACUCCUCAUUAGUGAUUGUGGAAAUAAAAUUACGAGCAAUGUAAAUAAGGUUUACGAUAGACUGUACUUUGUACCACAAUUAGGAAUGUUCCAUCGUGAAAUAUCAAUGCUUAUCGCUAUAGAAGUAUAUAAGUGUGCAUGUACAUUACCAGUCAAAAGUGUGGACACACCUGCUCAUACGUUAUUUCAAUUACGGACUAUUUUCAAAUGAUGAUAAAAAAUGAACACACAUGGAAUUAUGUAGUGGCAAAGAAAAAAGUUUUAAACAAAUCAAAACUAUUUUAUAUUUGAAAUUCCUACACAACAUUCCUGAUCUUGUACACUCCAGGCAUCUUCUCGACCCGCUUUACGAAGCUCCUAAAUCGGCCGAUCCCCUCACCGAGUCUCCAAAAUGCAAAAUAAAUACUACUCUUUAUUUUUUUCGGAGGAACCAUUUUAUUUAAUAUUUAAGUAAAACUACUUAUUAAAAUGUAUAUUUUGAUUCAGAAAUCUAUCUGAGUCCUUAACUUUAACAUUUGUCUUAGAAACGAUUUUCAGCAAUUUUUUUUUUAUUAUUAUUAUUUUUUUUUAAUCAAAACAUCUUCAAGAUGAAUGUAAAAUAUCUAUUCACCUUACUGUUGUGCAAACUUUUGACUGGUAGUGUAUACACGUUAUAAUAAAUAUAAACCCGAAUGCAAGAAAGGCUAAUGUAUGAAUAUUAAUAUGCAUGAGAUAAAUUUAAGCUAAUAUGGUAUGAUAUGGCUUCAGUAAAAUUACAAUCAUGUUUUAUGUAACUUCUUCCAACCUCACUGAAUUAUAGCUUUCUUGUUCUCAAGAUGGGUAAACUCCAAUAUUAGCUCUCGCCAAUAUACUCCAACAUUCAGAAUCUUUUUAUUUUCCUUUUUCAUAAAGCCCACAGUGAUUCGGGCCUCUGAGACUUGAAUGUGAUACAUCUUGCGAAAUAACCUCAAAUUAUGUGCAAUAUGGUUAUCUCUCCAAAACCAAUCUCUGCAGUGUAUUUCUUGAGUUGCUCACACACCCACCUCCUCUCAUUAUAACCUUUUCUUCAUUCUCUGAUUUGUACUAAAAUGCCACUAUGUGUAAAAAGAAAAAAACAACAAAAAAGGUUAUUUUUUACUUUUUGUGUAUUCACAUAUUUUCCUACUUAAUUUUAUGCUACUGUGAUUAAAAUAAUUGUAAAUAUUCGGUGAAGAACGUAUGAAACGUUAUAUUUUCAAUUGGAAUGUUGAACUUUUGUCAUUCGAACAUAACUAGCGAUUGGUAAAACGGUACGCUUAUUAGAAUUUCAAGUUUUAUUAAUCACAAUAUUGUGCAUCAUGUCUACAGAAAAAUAAGAAAAGUAUCAGAAUAUUCUUGGUGUAACUGCUAAUUUAAAUUGACAUAGUUUAUAACUAUCAGAAGGUUGUAUUUAUCAAUAGAUUUUUAUAAGAGGUCUAAUUUUUUGCUAUGCCAUUUAUAAGUUUAGAUUUUCUUUUUUUUAUAUAUAUUUUACCACCGUAUGGAAUUGAGGGAAAGAAAUCAUUGUUUUAUAGUUGGGUUAGUCAGUGUGCUGUUGUAGUUGAGUCCAAUGUCUUAAUUAUUUGCAGCCAGCUAUUUAUAACAGUAUGCCUAAUUUUUAAGUAUUUGUAUUGUGAAAUGUUGAAUGAAUAAACUUAAUAGCAAGAA